AUGGCGACUAAAGCGUACCUGCUUGUGGAGACGUCCGUGGGCAAGACCCGGGAAGUAGCGACAACGCUCACGGGGCUGCCGGGAAUCGCAACCGUCGACGUUGUAACUGGUCCCUAUGACAUUAUCGCCAUGAUCAGCGCCGACGACAUUUCGGUGGUGGGCGAUCUGGUCACAGGCACAUCCACACGGCCGCCAGGGAGUGCCGUUUUGGACUUUAAGUUUACCCCGGAAGACGAGCAGUUUCGUCAAGAUCUGAGGACCUUCCUCGCCACCGAGUUGCCCGAAACAUGGGAGGGCGGCGGUCGCUAUCCGGAAGAGGACGACUGGAACCUGACCCGGGUCAUCCGGCGCAAGAUGGCCGACCGGGGCUGGCUGACCAUGCACUGGCCGGAGGAGUACGGCGGGCAGGGCGCAUCGCCAGUGAAGUCGGCGAUAUUCAACGAGGAAAUCGCCUACCUGAGGGCCCCUGGGCGCGACAUCUUCGGCGUUCGCAUGCUGGGACCCACGCUGAUGAUUCACGGGUCUGAAGAGCAGAAGCGCACGCAUCUGCCACCGGUGGCCCGCGGAGAAGUGCAGUGGUGCCAGGGCUACAGCGAGCCCGAGUCCGGCUCAGAUCUGGCAUCGCUGAGUACGCGGGCGAUCCGCGACGGAGACGACCUGGUCAUCAACGGCGCCAAGAUCUGGACGACGCUGGCCCACCGGGCCGACUACAUCAUGCUGCUCACGCGCACCGACCCCGACGCCCCCAAGCACCGGGGUAUCAGCUUCGUGCUGACCAAGCGCAACGGCCAAGCGCUCAUGGAUGUGCCCUGGGUGCGCAGCCUUAUGGCCGACCGUUACAUUGAAUGCGAGGUGGCCCGGCUGAUCGCCUACAACGUGGCCUACAUGCAGGGGCAGGGACUGGUGCCCACGCGAGAGGCCUCGAUGAGCAAGGUGUUCGGCAGCGAGACCGUCCGCCGGGUGACCGAGGCAGCCAUGGACGUGCUGGGGCUGUACGGCACGCUGGGGCGCGAGGAGAAGUGGGCGCCGUUGCGGGGCCGCGUACAGGAACACUGGAUGCUCAGCUUCUCCGGGACCAUUGCCGCCGGAACAUCCGAAGUGCAGCGCAACAUCAUCGCCAGCCGGGGCCUGGGGUUGCCGAGGGGGUAG
Geodia barretti is the source of this 1149-nucleotide messenger RNA. NCBI's taxonomy places the organism in Eukaryota, Metazoa, Porifera, Demospongiae, Tetractinellida, Geodiidae. The record is from the annotation of a GenBank genome assembly.